Solanum lycopersicum (tomato) is the source of this 1405-nucleotide messenger RNA. Its product is annotated as protein YIP4b-like. Gene Ontology annotation, biological process: endoplasmic reticulum to Golgi vesicle-mediated transport. Lineage: Eukaryota; Viridiplantae; Streptophyta; Magnoliopsida; Solanales; Solanaceae. Gene Ontology annotation, cellular component: trans-Golgi network; membrane. The record is from RefSeq and is a predicted model, not a curated record.
CAUAGUGCCACAACACACACUUCUCAUAUCCUUGGUGUUUUUGUUUAUUUUCUUCUUCUUUUUUCCCAACAAGUGCCAAAUUUCUUACAAUACGACUGGGCAUUUUCCCUGCAUUUACAACUCAACAGGGCAACACCAGUUACACCACCCAUCCACUCACUCAAUUCCGCCUUGUCCUCCAUCUCCGAUCAUCUCUGCAAAUCUGAGAGCUACCGGAAAAAAUGUCACAUGGAGACACUAUACCUCUUCACUCAUCAUAUCAAUCCGACAUUGAUAAAAUUGAAAACCUCAUCUAUUCCAAUCCUUCUAUUGUCCUUCCAGCACGCCCUCCUUCCCCUCGUGGUGCUAUACCUGUUCCCGCCAUUUCAUCUCCACAACCCCUACCUUCAUCGGUACAGUCGAAUAUAGCUGCUACUGGAUUUGGAUCGCCUCCCAAUACCCUUAUAGAACCCGUUUGGGAUACCGUCAAAAGAGAUCUGCCUAGAAUUGUUAGUAAUUUGAAGCUGGUGGUUUUCCCUAAUCCUUAUAGAGAAGAUCCUGGCAAGGCUCUUCGUGAUUAAGAUCUAUGAGGACCUUUCUUCUACAUUGUUUUCAUUGGUGUCACUUUGUCAUGGUCUACUUUUGUUAAAAAGUCCGAGGUUUUUGCUGUUGCAUUUGCUCUGCUGGCUGCCGGUGCUGUCAUCGUGACAUUGAAUAUCUUGUUACUGGGCGGUCACAUAAUCUUCUUUCAAAGCCUCAUUCUUUUAGGUAACUAUCUAUUCCCACUUGAUGUUGGCGCCUUUAUUUGCAUGCUAAAGGACAAUGUAAUAUUGAAGGUGGUUGUAGUUUGUGUUGCACUAGCUUGGAGUUCUUGGGCAGCAUACCCCUUCAUAAGUACAAAUAUUAAUACUAGGAGGAAAUCUCUUGCUGUGUAUCCUAUGGUACUCAUGUAUGUAUCUUUUGGAUUUCUCAUUAUUGCCAUUGAUUGAUGGCAAUCAUGCCUGUCAUAUGAAAAUGUAUGAAGCUGAUAAACACACAUUGAAGUAGGCAUGUAUUGUAUUGGAAUUUUUGAUUGUCAUACGAAGUUUUGUUGAUAGUUUUGGUUUGACCAUUUGAUCUCACAUUUUGUCCUCAUGUCCUUGAGAUGUUAUAUACGUCUAGUUAUGUGUGGUGUUAUCAUGUAAGCCUGAAACACUAGCUCUGCUGUAUAAGAUAUCUUCUUAUGAGGGUCUCUUCAUUCAUGGGUGUCGAUGCCUCUGAGCACUAUUGUUGAUUGGUCACAUGUCAUACUCAUCUUGUUAGUGACUGUGUCAAUUCUAUUUUCUUCGCCGAUUAAGGGCACGGGAGACUUGGAAAGUUAUAUAAGAUUAUAUACUAAUAUUUGUAAUUGUUACAUUUUCAUGAAUAAAAAGAAGCUUGCACAUAA